Scatophagus argus is the source of this 2084-nucleotide messenger RNA. Its product is annotated as golgin subfamily A member 6-like protein 22. The record is from RefSeq and is a predicted model, not a curated record. NCBI's taxonomy places the organism in Eukaryota, Metazoa, Chordata, Actinopteri, Scatophagidae. The transcript is spliced from 2 exons. The coding region runs from base 247 to 1734 and encodes 495 amino acids.
AACAGUCGAGUCAGAUUCACUCGGAUCAGCUACGAACAAGUGACGUGUCGCACAGUCAAGUCGAUUUUACCUUUGAGAAAGUCCUCAACAAAAAUCUACAGCUCUCAACAGCAAACUACGGUGUACAACAGACAACGCGGUCUAUAACAGACAACACAGUCUAUAACAGACAACACAGUCUAUAACAGACAGCUCCAGUCUGCGAAAGACAACACCGUCUACUACAGUCUACAUCAGACAGGGACCAUGGACCAAGCAAACAAUCCCGGAAACAGCCAACAAGCUGCUUUCGCUGCUCCACAGGUCAGUUGGGCCCAUGCAGCGCUUCCCACAGAUCCUGUCGAACUGCAGCGCGAGCUUCUAGACGCUCGUGGCGCCCUGGAGCAAUGGGGGUCUCAGAGAAUGAAGAUGGGAUACAGGAUCCACAAACUGAAAUAUGAGGUCAACAGACGGGACAUGUUCAUAGACCUCAGGGACAGAAAGUUCAGUGACGAAACACAAAAGAGCCGUGACACCAUCGCACAGCAUGAAGAAGAAAUCUCCAACCUGAAGAGAAGUCUCCAGUACAUGCAGAGCGUUCAGGAAGAGAGCGUCCAAGAGAAAGAACACAUGGAAGCCAAACUGAAGGCAGAGCGACAAAAGGCCACAGAGAAAACCAACGAGCUGCUCGUGCUGAACCUAGAAAAACAAAAGAUUGUUCUGCAGCAGAACGAUUUGCAGAACAUGGUCAACCGGCUGGAACAGCAGCUCCGUCAGAGGGACAACGAAAACCAGACUCUCAGGAAACACAAUGACAGCCUCUAUCACAGCCUCACUGAGGCCAACAAAAUCCUUCAUGCCAGAAAAGCUGAAUUUCUGGAGAGCAACAGAGUCUGGCAAGACAAAUACAAGGCUCUGCAGGAGAAGUUCAGCGACAAAGAACAGGUUUGGGACACAAAGCAAAACCUGGAGGCAGAGAAGAAGAAACUGUCUGAGAAACAACUCAGUUUGGAGACGACAGUCCAAAAGAUGGAGGAACAGAAGAAGGAACUGUACGAGAAACAACUCAGUUUGGAGACAACAGUCCAAAAGAUGGAGGAACAGAAGAAGGAACUGUACGAGAAACAACUCAGUUUGGAGACAACAGUCCAAAAGAUGGAGGAACAGAACAAGGAACUGGAGGAGCUCCGUCACAAACUCAAGGAAGUCAGACUCCAGCUGAGGACCACCACAGAGAAAUUUCAGCAGAGCGACGAAGCUUGGCAGACAAAACACGAAGCUCUGCAGCAGAAAUUCAAAGACGAGCUGGCCCAGAUAGAACAGAGGUGGGAGAAACACGUCAAAGAGCUGGAGGAAGAGAAGAAACAACUCGCAGAGGAAAACCAGAACUGGCAGAUGAAAGUACAGCAGCUGGAGGGAGAGAAAACUGAACUGGAGAAACUCUGUCAGACAUGCAGGAAGAUUCAGAGAGCGAGGAAAAAGAAAGAAAAAGAAGAGAAAGAAGAGAUGAAGAAGAAAGAAAAAGAAGAGAAAGAAGAGAUGAAGAAGAAAGAAAAAGAAGAGAAAGAAGAGAUGAAGAAGAAAGAAAAAGAAGAAAAGGCAGAGAUGAAAAAGAAAGAAAAAGAGGAGAAGAAAAAACAAAGAGAGGAGAAGAAGGCAGAGGGCCGCUGGGGUCGGAGGUUCAACAAGAACUACGACAGCGACAGGGUGGUGGAGGAGGUUGCUGGUUGUUCGGCUCAGGUCGACCAACAGUAGUUCCUUCUUCCUUCGUCUGUCCUGUCUCCACCCUCCCUUCACCCUCUGUCUCCAUCACCCCUUCCUCUUUCCACCUUCCCCCUCAUUCCUCCCUCCAACUCGCUUCCACCUUCCUAACUCCCCCAUUCUCUCUCACAGCCACCUCUUUCCAAGACACUGAAGCUCAAAUUGCUCCCAAUUCGAGGACGGCACAGCGGCUCACAGAAACACCUCCACCUCGUUUCUGUGAGGAGUUUGUAUAUCUCCCUGUGUCCAUGUAGGGUUUUCUCCUGGUGCUCAGAGUUUCUCCCACAAUACAAAAACAUGCAGCAAAAACCAAAAUUAAAUUGCUCAUGAAAAAAAAAACAAAA